CGGUGGUGGUGGCGGCGGUACUAGUGAUUGCCUACAACAAAGAGGCACCGGUGGUGGUGCUGGUAGUAGUAGUCUACCGUCACCGCCCACACGACAUAUGACCAGCGAUAGGGACAUGGAUUUACCCGCCGAUCGGCAAUUAAAUACUGAAAUGUAUGGCCAAUCUAGUAGUUCAAUGGCCACCAUUACCAACGGCAACGGCGGUGGCAUCGGUGGCCAAGAUUUACACUCGCGGGCACUGUUGCGGGCCGUUGUCGGCUAUCUCGGGACAGUCGAUACGCCCGCCGACAGUCAUCUCGAUUCGACGAUUGUUACCGAUUGUCUGAGACUGAUGGGCGUCACCGAUACGGCCGCCAGCUUAGCCGCCGCCGCCACCGCCCCCCAUUCGCCUAUGCAGACAACCAUAUUGUUGGCCAUAUAUCAGGAUUGUAUCCAAUUGGUGGACAUAAUGGGCCGAUCGGUGGCCAAGUUUGGCGCCGAUAGUCUGAAAUGGUGCGGCAUUUGUUCGGAUAAUAGAAAAUAUUUUGCAAUCAUUAUGUCAUCAAAUACUACAUCAAUUCAAAACCAUAAUAAUAAUAAUAAUAAUAAUAAUUGUUAUUCAUGUCAUGUAUUUCAUACAAAUCUAUCGACACAUGAAACCCAUUACAAGAUAGCGCACAACUUUGGCAUCAAAUGCACAUUAGAUCCCAUUAGUACUCAUUGUCUUGAAUUUCCAGAGAGUUCCGAUUCAAUACUACGAAUGAUUGUCGGUCUCUAUCGGCAAACAGUCGGCUGCGCGCCGCUCGCAUUGACCACCAAUGUCAGCGCCAGCAGUACUAUGAACAGCGGCAGCAACAGUGACAGCGGUAUUACCGAAGAAAAUAGCCGAUCACCUGAUACGGCUGCCAACAACAAUAAUCUUCAUUUACAUCAUAAUCAUCGCCAUAACCAUCAACAACAACAACAUCAUAACCAUCAUCAGCAUCCACCACAACAUCAUCAACAUAUCGGUCGCAAUAAGUCAUAUAAUAGCCAACGACUAGAUGGACAGCUCGACGCGGCUAACGUUCGGCAAACUGUUAGCAAAUAUCUGAGUUUGACUGGUAUUGGCCAUCACCAGCACCCGAACGCUGCAACACAACAACAACAACACGGAUUAGAAACGGAAUCGAGUCUUAAUAAUAAUGAUGACAAUAAUGGCAUUAAUGGCAAUACAAACGAUAAGAAUAGUCAUCCAUUACCGCCAGUGCCUACCGAAUCAUCGGCAGCGUCGGCCAGCGAUACGACUACUAUUGUUUCAUCGAAAAGCGCUACCGAUUGGUCAAAACCGGCCACACUGUCCAAAGAGAAUCUCGAACUGAACAAUGAGAUUACAUCCUCUGGUUGUUGUUAUCAUCUAUUAGAUGCUAAGUUGUCGUCGUCGAUGAGCUUAGAAGGUAUAGCUCCGAUGUCCGAUACGGUGUCGGCUGCCAGCGCUAGUGUAGUAUCCGAACGACCCGUCGAUGUCGGUUGGGUUGGCGGUUGGGCUCAACAUUUCGAAAAACUAUUGAACGAUUGUGUAGGCGUUCGGGCGUUCACUGAAUUUCUGAAAAAAGAGUACAGCUAUGAAAACCUACAGUUUUGGUUGUCGUGUCAAAAGUACAAACAGUUAGCGACGACGGCGGUUACCGACAACAACGACCCGACUGAACAACUAAAACUUGAAGCUAAACUGAUAUACGAUCAGCAUCUGGCCAGCGGUGCACCCGAACCGGUCAACAUUGAUGGCCGAUCGCGGCUUAUUGUCGAAUCAACAUUGGACGACCCGACGCCGAAUCUGUUCGAAACGGCUGAGAAACAGAUCUACAGUCUGAUGAAGUUUGACUGUUAUCAGCGGUUCCUGAAAUCGGAUAUUUUCAAAGAGUGUGUAGCACUGGAACUACAGGGCAAACCGUUACCCUACGAGACGACCAGCGGUGGUAACUUCAACGCUGCGCAACUGAAUACUAUUAAACCGAAAAAGCGGUCAUUCAUACCGUGGCAUCGAAUCCGUACGUCGAAAGCCGAAAAACAAAUGCUAAAACAGGCAAACGCUAAGCACACGUACAUCAGGUGCAAGUCUACCGAACCGAUUGCCAGCAACAAGUCGUCCGAUUUUACUGGUUCGCAGUCAUCGCUGACCACCGCUACCAGUGAUCGUACAAACGGCGGCGGUUGCGGUGGUGAUGGUAGCGGUGGCCGACAAAACAUGGCUUUUAUGUCGAAAUCCAAUGAAUCGUUGAAUAAAUUAGCGUCAAUACCACCACUACAGCCGACACCGACAACAACAACAACAACAACAAUCAGCUCACACUCGACAAACAGCAGCAACGGUGGACACAAUUGCCAUCACAACUGUACCAACAAUGACUGUCAUCUAUUGUGUGUUAUACUACCCGAUCGGUCGCAAUCGUUUGUGCCAGUGGUCGACGGCCAGACUGUCGGCCAAAUGGUCGACAAUUUACUAGAAAAACGCGGACUAAACUAUACGGCUUUCGAUGCGUUUAUAACUACAUGCGAUAAAGCACUGGACCCGAAUGUCCAGUUGUCGACACUCGGCUGCAAUGAACUACGAGUUGAACAGCGAGUACUGUUUCAAAUUGAUUUUCCUAAUCGCGAGAUAAUUGGCAUCAAAUCGCGUACAUCCAAGUCUAGCGGCGAUGUUUUCGGUCCACUUUUGGCCAAAUAUGGCUACAAAUUGGAACACAUUGUCCUACAAAUUGCCAACUCAUCGCAAACAGUUACCAACGAUAUGCCUAUUACUAGAUUGGAUAACCAGCGGGUGAUUGUCAGCAUCAGCGACGAUCUGGAAGAGUGGGGCUGGGAUUGUGCAUCCAGUCGGCUGCCGGUUGCCGUCGCCGGGGAGUCCAGAGGAGGUGUAGGUGCGGGUACUCCGCAACUGCAGCGACCGCCGCCGCUGCCGCCCAUACGUGUCUUAAGUGACUCGUUAUUGGAAAAAUCUAUGGACGACGACGACGACAACGAUGGCGAUGACUGCUCUUCUAAUCAUAACAACAAUGCUGAUGAAAAAGAGAACCUACCGGUGCUGAUGCUAACACCAGCACCACUGCCACAGCAGGCGUUGCCCAAUACUCCUGCAGACAGCAGUCGACAGAUGAUUACCGCCGCCGCCAAUAACCCGUCGGUGACGGCAAACAUUAGCUUCAGCGACGACACUAAAUCGGAACAAUUUUUUCGUGACCUACUACUGGCCGCACAGCAUAUGCCCGUCCAAUCGCCGUUAAAAUCUAGUGCCAAAUGUCAAGUGCCUAACAUUGCCGCCGCCCCUAACCAUAGGUUAUCAUCAGUCAAUACAAAGUGUCUAAACAGCAAUAAUUAUGGCAACACUGCUAUUGAUCCGAACAACAUCGCCGAAUCAAUGGCCACUUCUUGCGAGUCACCUUCGGUGACCUAUAGCCGUCACCAAACAGCUACCGCUGAUCGACCGCUACCACUGCCGCCGCCGCAUAUUAUCAACGACAUUGAUCUGGACGCCACUCUACGUAGUAUUCAAUUGUAUCAUAAUUUGCGCCAAAACUCGGACAAAACGCACAGCCAUUCACAACAAAUGACCGGUUCGUCGCCAAUCGAUUGCCGAUUGAAUACAUCGGUACCAAACUUUACGCCGCCUCAACCGCCCGUACGGACAACCAUAAUGCCAGCAGCGAUGACCAAACACUAUAAACCUAUUUCCGGCGGCGGCGGCGGCGGCUUACAAUUGGCGCCUCCGUUGCCGCCCAAACCCAGCGAUAUUGUCCGGGGAGAACGGGGACCGCCGCCACCCAGACCUCCCAGUUCACGGCAAAGCAUCUAUACUGUGGUGGCAAACAAUGGUGGCGUCGGUACCGCCGCCGCCCCCGCCAACAACAUGAGUACACUAAUUAAAAAUUUGGACAAAACUAUUGAAUCAAAUGUGAUUUUUGUUUGAAAUUUUGUUUGUAUUCACAAAAAUAUAUAUAUAAUUAUUAUUAUUGUUUGA
Molecule: messenger RNA, 3976 nt
Organism: Oppia nitens
Lineage: Eukaryota; Metazoa; Arthropoda; Arachnida; Sarcoptiformes; Oppiidae
Product: regulator of G-protein signaling 12-like
Exons: 5
Coding region: 98-3925 (1275 amino acids)
Biological process (GO): signal transduction
Molecular function (GO): GTPase activator activity
Source: RefSeq, a predicted model, not a curated record